Molecule: messenger RNA, 3393 nt
Organism: Phacochoerus africanus (Common warthog)
Lineage: Eukaryota; Metazoa; Chordata; Mammalia; Artiodactyla; Suidae
Gene: ARSI
Product: arylsulfatase family member I
Exons: 2
Coding region: 1306-2592 (428 amino acids)
Source: RefSeq, a predicted model, not a curated record
UGGCCCAGGACGCUGCUGCUGGGGGCCCAAGCCUCAGAAAAACCCCUCUGGGCACCUGGGAAGCCAGGGCGCCAGGCCAGCUCUGUCCCCCCUCCCCCACCCCUGUGGCCGCGUGAUCAUCAGGAAGUCCUCGCCCUGCUGGAGCUUCGGGCUCCCCAUCUGGGCUCUGAAUGAGAUGGACCUCCUUGGGGUCUUGUCCCUCUGAUGUCCCCGCACCCGCCCAUUCCACACCACGUGAGGGAGAGCUCUGGUCACCCCCGUGUUAGAGGAACACGGCAGCCUCUGACACUUGGGUUGGACCGCGGGUUCUCUGAACACAUCCCAAGGCCCCGAGCCAAUCAUUUAACUUCUCUGAGCCUCAGGCGUCUUGUCUAUAAACUGGGAUGAAAAGUUUUUAAUCUUGAAAAGAGACGGUGAGGCUGGAACAAGUUGCACAUAACCUGCCUGGCUGCCAGUGUACGGCAGCCUCUGUGUCACUGGAGGGAUUUGGUCCCCGCAUUGCUGGAUGACAACGUCAGGAGGAAACCGAGGAAUUGAUAGGUGGAGAAGCACAUGCGGGAGGCCGUGACCUGUGUGUCCUCAAGCGAGCUCUCUUCCCCAAGCCCCUGUUUUUUCAUCUGUGAAAGGCUCCCGAGUUGGCCGGGAGCCCCAAGGAGACAGACGUGCUGCUGUCUCCGUGCGGCGUUGUCCACGGCAGGGUGGUAGGACUGCAGGAUUAAAAGAGCAGGGAACAGGAGGGGGGUGUGGAAGGCAAACUCUGGCCACUUAGGGGAAAAUCCUUUGGCGAGGCUGAAGCUAAUCCUCCUUGGAUGGGGUCCAAGGCCUGCUUUCUCCCAAGUUCCACCCAGAAGCCGUUGGCGUGACGUCAGAAGCCGGAGGCAUGGCCUGCCUGCGGGUCUCGUGGAGAGACGGAGGCCCAGAGCGAGGGAGGGCCGGCCUUUGUGGGCUCUCUGGGAGGGGCUGGGAGGCCAGGUGCUCCGUGGGGUCCCGGAGCCGGGCGUCACAGAGGUCCCUUUGCUGCCUUCAGCUUGGCGCUCAGCGUGUAGCUCGAGGAACUGGGAGAGAGAGAGCAGGAGAGAGGAGGGGGAGUCCGUGUGUGUUGGGGCUGGGGUCCGAGGGCAAAGACACCACGUCGACCCCCCUGCAGAACAGCGAGGGGGAAUCUGCCUUCCUAGACUUGCGCCCAGAUACCAGAUCCACACGGGCCUUCAGCACUCCAUCAUCCGCCCUCGGCAGCCCAACUGCCUGCCCCUGGACCAGGUGACGCUGCCGCAGAGGCUGCAGCAGCUGGGUUACGCCACGCACAUGGUGGGCAAGUGGCACCUGGGCUUCUACCGGAAGGAGUGCCUGCCCACGCGCCGGGGCUUCGACACCUUCCUGGGCUCCCUCACCGGCAACGUGGACUACUACACCUACGACAACUGCGACGGCCCGGGGGUGUGUGGCUUCGACCUGCACGAGGGCGAGAGCGUGGCCUGGGGGCUCAGCGGCCAGUACUCCACCCUGCUCUAUGCCCAGCGCGUCAGCCGCAUCCUAGCCGGCCACAGCCCCCGGCGGCCGCUCUUCCUCUACGUGGCGUUCCAGGCCGUGCACACGCCCCUGCAGUCCCCGCGCGAGUACCUGUACCGCUACCGCGGCAUGGGCAACGUGGCGCGGCGCAAGUACGCGGCCAUGGUCACCUGCAUGGACGAGGCCGUGCGCAACAUCACGGGCGCCCUCCGGCGCUACGGCUUCUACAACAACAGCGUCAUCAUCUUCUCCAGUGACAACGGGGGCCAGACCUUCUCGGGGGGCAGCAACUGGCCGCUGCGAGGGCGCAAGGGCACCUACUGGGAAGGGGGCGUGCGGGGCCUGGGCUUCGUGCACAGCCCCCUGCUCAAGCGCACGCGACGGACCAGCCGCGCGCUGCUGCACAUCACCGACUGGUACCCGACCCUGGUGGGCCUGGCAGGGGGCACUGCCUCGGCGGCCGACGGGCUGGACGGCUAUGACGUGUGGCCCGCCAUCAGCGAGGGCCGGGCCUCGCCGCGCACGGAGAUCCUGCACAACAUCGACCCCCUCUACAGCCACGCCCGGCACGGCUCCCUGGAGGGCGGCUUCGGCAUCUGGAACACGGCCGUGCAGGCCGCCAUCCGAGUGGGCGAGUGGAAGCUGCUGACGGGGGACCCCGGCUACGGGGACUGGAUCCCGCCGCAGACGCUGGCCGCCUUCCCCGGCAGCUGGUGGGACCUGGAGCGGAUGGCCAGCGCCCGCCAGGCCGUGUGGCUCUUCAACAUCAGCGCCGACCCCUACGAACGGGAGGACCUCGCGGGCCAGCGGCCGGACGUGGUCCGGGCCCUGCUGGCCCGCCUGGUGGACUAUAACCGCACUGCCAUCCCCGUCCGCUACCCGGCUGAGAACCCCCGGGCCCAUCCGGACUUUAACGGGGGCGCCUGGGGGCCCUGGGCCAGCGACGAGGACGAAGACGAAGAGGAGGGGGCCGGCAGGGCGCGGAGCCUCUCCCGGGGGCGCCGCAAGAAAAAAUGCAAGAUUUGCAAGCUGCGGUCCUUUUUUCGUAAACUCAACACCCGACUGAUGUCCCAGCGGAUCUGACGGCGGCGGCGGCGGCGGCGGCUGGGGGCGGGGGGACGUCCCCCCGCGAGCCUGGCCCUGCUCUUCUCCAGGGAAGGGCCCCAGCUCACGCUCUCUUCUGCAGGGAGAUGAAGGGCGCAGAGCUCCUCCGUUGGAGGGUGGGGGGCCGGUUUGGGGUCGGGGGAGAAUAGACUGAACUGGGGGUGCUGGGUCCCCGGCUCGCCUCCACUGACUUGCUCUGUGACCGCCUGGGACCUGCGUGAGCUCUCCGGGCCUCAGUCCCUCGGCGGGAGAGGGAGCUCUGUGGUCCAGACGUGGUGCCUGCGGCCCUGCCGGUGUUCCCGCCGCCUUCGUCACCUCCCAGCUGGUUGAAGGUCUUGCCCCGGAGCCCUGGCCCUGCCCCGGAGAGCUUCGUGGCCAAGGGGACCACCCAGAGGCGGUUCCAGGCCUGGACCCCAGCGGAGGCGCAGUGCUCUGGCCACUCUCUGAGGGGGGCCUGUGUUCUGAGCGUGGAGGUGCCAGGCCCCCGGGGUGACCUUCCUGGAUCUGAUCUCCACGUGGCCUGGGCCAGUCCUGGGGCCAGGCUGGUGGGGGGGGGGGGGUAGUGGAGACGAGCGCCCCUCCCUGCAGAGGGAGCUCCACACCGGCCACCAGGCCGUCGGCCGUCAGGGCUCAGUCCUUUUCCUCUUGGCCUCCAUGUCCUGCCUGCAAACGGGGUGCGGGCCCUGGCCCUGCCUGCUCGCCGGCCUGUAAAGGACCAGCCGAGGUAGCGGUUGGUUGUGGGGGAGCCCGUGAACGCGAUUAAAACACGGUGAUGCACAA